Messenger RNA from Drechmeria coniospora, 2655 nucleotides. RefSeq lists its product as uncharacterized. Lineage: Eukaryota; Fungi; Ascomycota; Sordariomycetes; Hypocreales; Ophiocordycipitaceae. The coding region runs from base 1 to 2655 and encodes 884 amino acids. The record is from RefSeq and is a predicted model, not a curated record. The transcript has 3 exons.
AUGUUGGGGCUCGUCCCUUCUGAGUCCGAUGCGGCUACUUCGAUUUCACCACAGACGGGCCUGCACCGCCACGACGAUGAUUUGAUCAACUAUGACAGCGACGACGCGACCCUAGCAGUUCCCGUCUCGAGACACGCUUCACAACAUGAUGGCACACGCGUACUUGAGUUUGAGGAAUUCGCCAUAGGGACCGUCCCCCCACUGCAGGCCUCUUCCAAUCUCACGCAAUCAAGCAGCGCUGUUGGCUCGGUGCCGCUAGAGUCUGGCGGCACAGCAACUAACACAACGGAUUAUGAUCAUUCAAUCGAGCCUUCUAAUGCACCAGAGAGCGCCCCUAGUAUUCACGGUCCGGAUGAAAAUGAGGAGGAAAUACCUGAUCACGGAGACGAAAUUGCUGCGGAUGAGACUGCACAUGUCAUGGACUCGAUUCACGAGAUAGACUACGAGCAUGAUGAUAUCGACUAUGCAGUACCGAGCGAAAGUCAACAGAAUACCGUAUCGGCUUCUACACUCUCCAAGGCUCCGAAUUCUCCUGCCCAGGCCACCGAUUCCGCUGCUGAAGAGCUGCACGACCAUGCCAGCCAUUUCGAGAUCGAUUGGGACGAGGAUGAGCCACCCAGAGACAGCCUUGAAGAACAGACUGAAACUCAUGAUGCCUCCAAACAGUUUACUGUGGCUGCUCAUGAUACAGCGUCGUCAAAUGACCAAGGGACCCCAGGGUCAGGCAGGGGAGAGCUUGGCUCUGUUGAUGGUCCAAGUGUACAAGGGGCGCUCGCUGUCCAAGAUACCUCAUAUCCCGAAGGGAUUCCUGAGAUAUUCGUUCAGUACCAAGGAGAACAGUGUCCGUUCUUCUCUCAAUCGGCCGAUGGUUUCUUUGCAGAUGCCCAUAUCCUGAAGGAGCCAAUGGCUGUCGUCCUGGCUGAACUUCGCGAGAUGCUUGAAUCGGAGAUUGACGAGCAAGAUGAACUAGUGUUCCAAGUCGAUAAGCUCGGCCUCGAGUUCUGCGAGGCACGCACCCCUUCAUCUCCCCACGACUCCCUGGCAACAAUCACCUUGUCACAAAUUCUCGAUGUGUUCGAAAUUCUCACAAAAAAUGAAGACCCUGAGAGUUCCCGUCGUCUCUCUGCGUAUCUGUUCACUAGGCCAAACACCAUGAAGCGGUUCGAGUUUCUGAUGGAGGGCGCAACCGUGGGCAACACCAAACUUGAAGAUGUCGCCUACUACUUCGAGCCUCCCGGAGAUGGCAGUCCUCCAAUGGAGUUCGACGUGGAUGAGAUAUAUGGAGAAGAAAUCGAUCAUUUCGAAGCUCUUGGCGAAGCCGAUGAACCGGACGCAAAGAAUGAGUUCGUUGGUGGCAGCGACGUUCAGGACCGUGACGUCGGGACUGCUAAUGACAAUGCGGCUGAUCUUUAUGGCGACGAUGGCGUAGACUACAGCAUUGGUGAGGACAAAAUUGUAAACGAUGAAGGGAAUGCCGACAUUUCGUCUUUGGAACCGGCCGCUGUAGGCCAGGGCGAAUCCAUCUGCGAAACUGGCCCGGCGAAAACCGCCCCUCAGCACGAUGCUGGAUUUGAUCCGAAUAACACUGUUUCUCAAGCUUUUGCCGAUCACGACGACGACCUCAUUGACUAUUCAGACGAUAAGAUCGCUGAUUUGACUGAGACGCGCCAUGAUCAGAGGGCUGAGGGGGUCCCGGACACUACUACAACCAGCCUCCAAGUUGAUGGCCCUUCCCAACAGGAUGAUGAUCUCGUCAGCUACGCGGAUGAUAAAAUUUCGGUGUCCGGCGCGACUUCCCAUGGUGUCGGAAGAACCAGUAGUGCUGGUAACAAAUCGUCUUCUCCGGGAGAGAAUGGUGCUGGCAUUAACUGCGGUGACGAAAAAAUGGAAAUCUCCGGCGAUGUGGCCAGUAUUGGCGGCGACGAUGCAAAGCAGCUACAAGUUGAAGAAAUAGCGAUCAAAAACGUUGAGGAACCGAGUCAACACGGCUUUGAGGAGACCGAUUUGGAGGUCACAUCGUAUCACGGCAAAGAAGUAGUUGACGGAAGCAGCCUCGAUCAGUUCAAUCAACCUUUGGAAAUCAUGAUGACCAGUCAUGACGCUGCCAGCAACGCUGUGGUCGACGCUCUGCCAUUGGGUCCUGUCGAAAGUUUAUCCUCUGGCUACCGCUCUGGCGAAAAGGUUACCACCGAGUUGGAUGUCAGCGUUGCAGACGAAAGUACUCGAGUUGAACAUAUUCGCAACCCUUCGGACAUGAGCAUUGCCUUUACUGCCGCAGGGGAUGAGAGUGUGAGAGCGGCUGGCGCCAAUAGCGGCAGCGGUACCUCGGCAGAACUCGAGGUUGAUCCGCAGGCGGAGUCCGCACACGCGGAAGGUAUGCCAUCGCUAGAAACCGAAAGCCACAUCGCUGUUGCCACGAUCACUCCUGAUUUGAACACGGCGAUGGCCGCAGUCGUGAAGGACGACGAGCUAGGCGCCAUGAUGGGCACAAACCUGCCAGGAAACAUAGACGAACUGUCAGAGAUUGACUGGCAAGAUGAUGAUGCAGUCGAUGUUGUCACCGACAUGGCUGAGGUGCUACCCAGCGCCACCAAAAGGGGCUGUCCAGGUGUCGACGAAGAUGAUAGGAAUGACGUCAAGCGUCGUCGAUCCUAG